Molecule: messenger RNA, 2701 nt
Organism: Siniperca chuatsi (mandarin fish)
Lineage: Eukaryota; Metazoa; Chordata; Actinopteri; Centrarchiformes; Sinipercidae
Gene: cav2
Product: caveolin 2
Exons: 3
Coding region: 250-738 (162 amino acids)
Biological process (GO): insulin receptor signaling pathway; caveola assembly; negative regulation of endothelial cell proliferation
Cellular component (GO): caveola; Golgi apparatus; cytoplasmic vesicle
Molecular function (GO): protein kinase binding; molecular adaptor activity
Source: RefSeq, a predicted model, not a curated record
CAUUAAACCCUGAGGACUCCUGGGGCGCCAUGGCUCUUGACUGGAGGCCGGUACACUGCACAGUAGUGUCAGUCAUCACUGAGCUCUUGAAAUGGUCUGGGGAAGUGACUUUAAGCUUGUUGUGUCUCCUCUGCCCCACGCUGCGCUGCUUUCCAUACGGGGCGGGGUGCCGCUCAGUCCGGCGCACAGAGCAGUGCGCACCAUCACCAGCUGCUCUCCCUGCACCGUCUGCCCGUCUAACUGAACAACAUGGGUCUGGAAAAGGAGAAAUCGGACACCAGUAUAAUUAUGGACGAAGACGAGUUCAACAGAUCGAUAGAACCCAUUCUGUCGAAGAAGGGGAAGGUGUACACAGCGGUGCCGGACCGAGAUCCAAACGAUAUCAACGCUCACUUGAAGCUUGGUUUUGAAGAUGUCAUCGCGGAGCCCAUCUCCACGCACAGCUUCGACAGAGUGUGGAUAGGAAGCCACGCCGCCUUUGAGCUUGUCAAAUUCAUCUUUUACCGCCUGCUGACCACGCUGCUGGCCGUGCCCAUGGCUUUCAUCCUCGGAGUGGUCUUCGGCGUGCUCAGCUGCAUCCACAUCUGGUUGGUGAUGCCGGUAAUCCAGAGCUUCAUGAUGCUCUUACCAUCAGUCCAGGUGGUGUGGAGGAGUCUGACAGACAUGUUCAUAACACCACUCUUCCACAGUAUGGGAAAGACCCUGUCCUCCAUUCAAGUGAAGACCACCGAGAACUGAUGCAUGAAAUGUAGGACAGAUUGCAGUCAAAGAAAAAAAGAGUGGAUGAUGCUUGUAGUGGAAUACAUGAGCUCUUUAUAAAGUAAAAUAUGAAAUCCUGACGAGUCCUGCACAAAGUACCUAAAACUAUAAAUAAAUACAACUAUUUAAAAAUGAGGCUGUCUAAACAAUAAGCAUGAAUUUGAUCAUUUGCGGGGAAAAAACAUCUUUAAAGCUGGGAUACAUUUGAUGAAAAAGUUUUAUGGAUAUCUGUGUUACAUAUAAUCGAAUAUAUUUGGUGGUUUGGUUAGGACCUGAUAUAUAUUAAAGUAUAGUCAUUAAAUGCUGUUAAAACAACAGUCAUGCGUAAUGUAUGGCUGUUGUUUGAAAUCUAAAAAAAACCAUUACUUUUUAACCAAAUUAACUGCGGUUUUAGCCUAGAUGCCUUGAUGUAAUCUAACCUGCAAUUUAUGGUUUAUUAGUUACAUCACUAUAGGAAAUGGUUGUGAUACUAUUCGGGAUUUUAUGAAAAGCUCAUGUGCGCCACCCAAAAUGGAGUUGUUUUUCUGAUUGUGACCAAAAGAAAUUCUUGUCAUUCCAUUACUUUGUGGCUGAGAGAGCCGUGGAAUCAGUUGGAGGAGUGUAAUAUUGUUGUUAAGGCAAAUAUACUGCUGACUUGCUGAGAGAUGUAAUAUUUCUGCUUUUUUUAUACUAUAUUGUAUAUGUUGCAAAAUAAUUCAGCUAGAAGUUGAAUGUAAUGAACUGACUGAGAGUAGAUAGUCAGAGUACUUCUUAUGAAUAUUAAAUGCUAAGAUGCAGCUUGUUGAACAUUUUCAGGCACAUUUUACUGUAACUGCUGUGUUGAUUUCACAGUGCAUUGGCAACAAUAUUGGGCAUUUGCGUUUAUAUGGACCAAAGCUAUACGCAAUAUAGUUGUUUUAACAUGUUAUUGAACUAUGUCAAAAUCAGGAUUGGAAAUCAUCAGAGGGGUGGCUGUCUAAUUUAUUAUUUAUGCAACGACCAAUUCUUGAUUGGCAAACACAGACAUUUGGCAGUGGAGGACUUCACUUGUGUAACUAUAGUGUGGUGAAGGUGAACCACAUUUCGUACUGUGUUUGGUUGAAGCCUCGGUUGAGCUGAGACUCUGGUACAUACAUAUUUAAUUUGGAGGUGCUUGUUGUUUGCGACAGCACGGCUAGUUAGUGGACUGGGUUUUGGAAUACUUCUACACCCAGAAGGAAUCAGACAGCAACAUGAUUUUUACCUUUUUUGCUGUGGAUUUGAUAAAGUUGAGUUUUAGGUACAAACCUUGCACAGUUCCCACUUGCUAUGAGCUUUUCAAUCUAAAAUUUCGAAGGAGAUAUAGAGAGAAUCAAUGCAACAGUUAUGGAGCUGAGUGUCAGGUACAUACUUAUACUGAUUUGUGCAUUCUGGUGGGAUUUCAGCUUUUCUGCUGUGCACUUGAAUUUUGUCAUUACAAGUGCAAACCCACCUCUGAUGAACAGACGCAUACAACAUGUUAACAAACAUUUGCUUAUUUCCAUAUCCAGCAGGUUUGCCCUCUGACAAAGACACUGUAUGACGUGCUGUUUUGUUUCCAGCUGACAGCUGAAGGCAAGCAGUUCUGUCAGAGCUUUUUGAUCCUUUCACUGGUGUUAGACUGCUGACAAGCUGCCAGCCAAUAUGCUUGUGUUUAGUUUUUCAACUCUCAGAGGACAUUCAAGGUAGGGUUGUGCAAUAGUGGAAGACACAGGUGUGUGGCUAAAGCUUUUUCUCUCCUCAGCAGUACCAUGUAGCACUAAUCAACCUCAGCUCAGCCCAGCUAUUCUUCAAAAGUUAUAUACUACUUUUGUUUGUUUGCAUUUCAUUUUCUUAAUCAUUUUUAACUCUUGCUUUGUGGAUACACUCAUUUUGUAACUUUGGCUUUAACAAGCCAAAUGUGUUUUUCAUGACCAAAAUAAAAAACAUUUUUUCCUCAAGUAAA